CUUUAUAUACUCCUAAAUCCCUAACACAGUCGACAAACAAGCUGGAAGCAGCGCAGUAGACAGCCAAAUCUGAAUCUCCGGUUUCUCCUCCGAUCUCCGGCUACUCGACGAGCUCACAACCUUACCAAUGGCGGACAACAAGAAGCGUCGGCGAGCAACGCACAACUCCGACGCGGACGCCGAUGCGGUCCCAUUCAAAUCCAAGGUGAAACCCGACUCUGUUAUUCUCCAAACCCUCGAAACCCUAAAGAAAUCCGCGGCCGCCUCUUCAUCCGCCGCGUCCUCCUCCAAGACCCUAACCCUUUCCGACCUUGACCUCUCAACCACCUGCCGCGAAGUCAGUGAUCUCCCACUCUCCGCUGUCCAAUCCUCCAUUGAGACUCUCAUUCUCAGCCUCGCCCGCUCAAUUCUCUCCGGCGAAGGUUUCUCCUUCUCCGUCCCCUCCCGCUCCUCCGCUAACCAGCUCUACAUCCCCGAAUUGGACCGCAUCGUCCUCAAGGACAAGACAUCCCUCCGCCCCUUCGCCAACGUCUCCACCGUCCGUAAAACCACCAUCACCACCCGUAUCCUCCAGCUAGUCCACCAGCUCUGCUUGAAGAACAUCCACGUUACCAAGCGUGACCUUUUCUACACCGAUGUGAAACUCUUCCAGGACCAGACUCAAUCCGACACCGUAUUAGACGAUGUCUCGUGUAUUCUGGGCUGUACUAGGUCUAGCCUCAAUGUGAUUGCUGCUGAGAAAGGGGUUGUUGUGGGCAGGCUUAUAUUCAGUGAUAAUGGCGAUAUGAUUGAUUGCACUAAGAUGGGGAUGGGUGGAAAGGCCAUUCCCCCGAAUAUUGAUCGAGUUGGGGAUAUGCAGAGUGAUGCAUUGUUCAUCCUGUUGGUUGAGAAGGAUGCUGCUUAUAUUAGACUGGCAGAGGACCGGUUUUACAAUCGAUUUCCAUGUAUAAUUGUGACUGCUAAGGGGCAGCCAGAUGUGGCUACAAGGUUGUUCUUGAGGAAAAUGAAGAUGGAGUUGAAUUUGCCGGUGUUGGCUUUGGUGGAUAGUGAUCCUUAUGGGUUGAAGAUUCUGUCUGUGUAUGGGUGCGGGUCGAAGAACAUGUCGUAUGACAGUGCAAACUUGACAACCCCGGAUAUAAAGUGGCUGGGGAUUCGGCCUAGCGACUUGGACAAGUAUAACAUACCUGAGCAGUGCAGGUUGCCAAUGACGGAGCAGGAUAUUAAGACCGGGAAGGAUCUGUUGGAAGAGGAUUUUGUGAAGAAGAAUCCCGGGUGGGUUGAGGAGUUGAAUUUGAUGGUGAAAACCAAACAGAAGGCUGAGAUUCAGGCGCUGAGCUCCUUCGGGUUUCAGUAUCUGUCUGAGGUGUAUUUGCCAUUGAAGCUGCAGCAGAAGGAUUGGCUCUAAUGUUGAAGAAUGAGCGGCAUGGUUAGGUUAGUUCUUGCAUACACCGUACUUGCUCUGGUCUCUGCCCAUGAAAACUAGGAGUGUUUGUUUCAUUGUUGUGCUGUUUUUAUUCAACUUUGAUAUGAUUGUAAUACUUUGCAACAUUGGUUAUACUAUUGGAAACUUACCGGGCAUUUUGACCGAUUGGAAGAGUUUAUUACUAGUGUAGUUAGUGCUUACAAAAUUGUCUAUCACAAAAUUUACAUAAAAAGUUAGGUCUAGACAGUAAAAAUAUGAGCUGGAAAAUCCUUUGAACCUCGAAGUCCCACCAAAAGUAAAAAUCUUAUGUUUCUUUGGAGGGUGAAACGGGAGGUUCUGAAUUUGAGCCAAAGGAUGGUAUUGGUGGACACAAAGGCAUUUUUGCAAUGAGAAAAGGAUAUUUAUUCUUGGCAGACAUGAUCUUUGAGGGAGGGACAUGCAUUGGGAGGGAUUGACAACAAUUUUUUCUUGGCUUGUGAUAUUUGGACCUCAAACCAAACCAACUUCAGUGAGCUUGGUCGACCUACUGGAUAACCUCUGUGGAGAGGUUAUGCAUUUUAUCUCUAGACUUUGUUGACUGGAAGCCGUGCUCCUUAUUUCCCUUGUUGGUCAUGUUCGGGCAGAGCUGUUUCGUUUGGAGUAUUGGCAACUCUUUGGUUUUAGUGUUUUUAUUCUUGCAUUGUACUUCUCCAGUUGAGUUGUAGUAGUUUGGAUUUUAUGGUAGUGUAGUACUGUGUAUUUUCGUUUUGCUUUUGGUUUAUUUUUCUGCUUGCUUUUAAACAGAGUAUGCCUUGUGCAGUUAUUCUUGGGUAAUUAAUAUUAUUUGGGGGCCAUUAGAUGCUUUUAUAA
Messenger RNA from Ipomoea triloba (trilobed morning glory), 2272 nucleotides. RefSeq names its product DNA topoisomerase 6 subunit A. Lineage: Eukaryota; Viridiplantae; Streptophyta; Magnoliopsida; Solanales; Convolvulaceae. The transcript has a single exon. Gene Ontology annotation, cellular component: nuclear chromosome. The record is from RefSeq and is a predicted model, not a curated record. The coding region runs from base 128 to 1405 and encodes 425 amino acids. Gene Ontology annotation, biological process: meiotic DNA double-strand break formation; reciprocal meiotic recombination; DNA topological change. Gene Ontology annotation, molecular function: DNA topoisomerase type II (double strand cut, ATP-hydrolyzing) activity; DNA binding; ATP binding.